UGAAGCCCUAACUCAGACCACUCCCAUCUUAUCUCCACUUAUGUCUUGUUUACUUGCAUUCAUAGCAUACAGAUUACACACCAACUACUCUCAUUCCAGUUUCCAGUUUCAAGUAAACCCUCUUCACUGUCUGUUAACAAUGGCAGAAGCUCUUCUCAAUGUCAUCUUUGACAAGCUAACCGAUGAAGCCUUCAAUAAAUUUGCUCGCUCUCAGGAGAUUGAUUCUAAGCUCAAUGACCUGAAGAUCACACUGACCCAAAUUAAAGCUCUGCUUAAUGAUGCUUCUCAAAAGGAAAUAACCGAUGAAUCUGUCAGACUAUGGCUGAAUAGUCUCCAACAGUUGGCUUACGAUAUCGAUGACGUACUCGACGAUGUUGCCACCGAAGCUAUACAUCGUGAGCUGACACAGGAAUCAGGAUCAGUCAUCAGCAAGGUAAGAAAGCUCAUGGUCCCAAGUUUCUUCACAAAAUUCUCACUAAGUCAAAGUUUGCGUCACAAGUUAGAUAGUAUUACCACCCAGUUACAACAACUAGAAAAACAAAAGUCUGAUCUGGGUUUGACUGUGAGAGAUGAUAAGCCAAAAAGUACUACUAGAAGAAACGAAACCUCUUUGCUAGAAUCUGAUGUUGUUGGGCGAGAAGGUGAGAAAGAGAAGUUGAUCAACAAGUUGUUGCAGGAUGAACCUUCUAAACAAAACUUUAUUAUUGUGCCCAUCGUUGGUAUGGGUGGGGUGGGGAAAACCACUCUGGCAAGAAUAUUGUAUAACGAUACACGGGUGAAAGAUCACUUUGAACUCAUGAUAUGGGUUUGUGUUUCCGACGUGUUUGAUAUAUUCAAAAUAAGUGAAACCAUCUUCCAAUCAGUGGCUACAGAAAACAAGCAGUUUAAAGACAUAAAUCUGCUUCAAACUGCUCUGAGAGAGCAACUUAAGGACAAAAGAUUUCUUGUAGUACUUGAUGAUGUUUGGAAUGAAAACUAUGACGACUGGGAAAACCUAGUGCGUCCAUUUCAUUCUGGGGCUACUGGAAGUAGGGUAAUCAUGACAACUCGCCAGCAGCAACUGCUUAAAAAGAUAGGUUUUAAUCAUCUAGACCUUCUCGAGAGUUUGUCGCAUGAUGAUGCUUUGUCUUUAUUAGCUCGACAUGCAUUGGAUGUAGAUAACUUUGACUCGCAUGAAACACUUAAACCACUAGGUGAAGGUAUUGUCAAAAAGUGUGGUUGUUUGCCUUUGGCUAUAAAGGCAAUCGGAAGGCUGUUGAGAACGAAGACAGAUGGAGAAGAAUGGGAUGAUGUGUUAAACAGUGAGAUAUGGGAUUUAGAAACUGCUAAUGAAAUUGUUCCCGCCCUUAGGCUAAGUUACCACGAUCUUUCUGCCAAUUUGAAGCGAUUGUUUGCUUAUUGCUCUUUGUUCCCUAAGGAUUUUUUGUUUGAAAAAGAGGAGUUGGUAUUAUUAUGGGUGGCUGAAGGGUAUCUGAAUGAGUCACUUGCAAACAAGUCACCAGAAUGCUUGGCCCGUGAAUGUUUUGAGAAGUUGCUAUCGAGGUCAUUUUUUCAACCUGCACCUAGUGGUGAACCCUUUUUUGUUAUGCAUGAUCUCAUGAAUGACCUGGCCACAUUUGUUGCUGGAGAAUAUUUUUUAAGGUUUGAUAAUCAGAUGGAGAUGACGGAGGAAGCUUUAGCCAAGUACCGACAUAUGUCAUUUAUUCGUGAGAAGUAUGUAGCUUUCCAGAAGUUCGGGGCAUUUGAAAAGGCCAGAAGUUUGAGAACAUUGUUAGCGGUAUAUGUUGGGGUAGAUCAAGGCUCGAAGAAGUUUUACUUAUCCAGCAAGAUUUUGGUUGACUUACUUCCAGGGUUACCAUUACUAAGGGUUCUUUCUUUGAGCCAUUUUAAUAUAAAUGAGGUACCAGAUUUCAUUGGUACAUUGAAGCACCUGCGGUAUCUUAAUCUAUCUAAAACUUAUAUCAAAGAGUUACCAGAGAAUGUUGGUAAUCUUUAUAAUUUACAAACAUUGAUAGUUUUUGGGUGUAAGAGUUUGACCAAGUUGCCUAAAAGCUUUUUAAAGCUAAAAAAAUUGCGGCAUCUUGACAUUAGAUAUACUCCACUUCUGAAGAACCUGCCCUUGGGAAUUGGUGAGUUGAAAUGCCUACAGACCCUCACUAGGAUUAUCAUCGGAGGAAACAAUGGCUUUGCAAUAACCGAGCUUAAGGGGUUGAAGGAACUCAAUGGGGAAAUUUCCAUUGAGGGGUUGAACAAAGUACAGAGCUCAAUGCAUGCACGAGAGGCGAACUUAUCUUUCAAAGGGAUUCACAAGUUAGUGUUGAAAUGGGAUGAUGGGUCUGCAAGUGAAACACUUGAGAAGGAAGUUCUCAAUGAGCUAAAGCCUCGCAGUGAUAAGUUAAAAAUGCUUGAGGUUGAUUGUUACGAGGGAAUGGAGUUUCCAAAAUGGGUUGGGGAUCCGUCUUUUAAUAGAUUGGUUCAUGUGUCUCUACGCGCUUGUAGAAAAUGUACAUCUCUACCGCCACUUGGGCGACUACCUUCACUUGAAAUUCUAAGGUUUAAAGAUAUGUCGAGUUGGGAUGUAUGGUCAACCGAUGGUGAGGGAAUGUUUCCACGCCUUAGAGAGCUUCAAAUAAAAAAUUGUCCCAAUUUGAUUGAUGUCUCAGUUGAAGCAUUACCUUCACUAAGAGUUUUAAGAAUAUAUAAAUGUUGUGAAAGUGUGCUGAGAAGUUUGGUUCGAGCAGCUUCAUCAACCACAGAGAUAGAAAUCAGAUCUAUUUUAGGGCUUACGGAUGAGGUGUGGAGAGGUGUUAUAGAGAAUUUAGGGGCAGUAGAAGAACUAAGCAUACAGGAUUGUGAUGAAAUAAGAUACAUGUGGGAAUCAGAUGCAGAGGCAAGUAGAGUUCUUACAAAUUUAAAGGAAUUGAAGGUAAGGGAUUGUAAAAAAUUGGUGAGUUUAGGAGAGAAAGAGGAGGAUGAGGAUAACAUUGGGAGCAACCUCCUAUCAUCCUUUAGGAAGUUGGUUAUAGAUUCAUGUGAAAGUAUGGAGCGUUUGUGUUGUCCCAAUAGCAUUGAGAGUUUAGACAUCAGUUGGUGUAGUUCAGUUAGAGAUGUCUCCUUCCCAAGAGCAACAACAACAGGUGGAGGAGGGCAGAAUCUCAAGUCACUUACUAUACAUAUAAUUUUUUGUGAAAAUCUAAAAUCAAUAAAUCAAUUGAGUAACUCCACUCACCUCACCUCUUUGACCAUAUACAAUUGUGAAAACAUGGAGUUGUUUUCUGAUCUUCGUCAGCUAUCAAACCUUACCAGGUUGACAAUAGAUGGUUGUGAAAGCAUAGAGUCAUUUCCUAACCUCCAGCUGCCAAAUCUCACACAUCUAGCAAUAGGACGUUGCAAAAACAUGAAGGCAUUUGGUGACCUGCAGCUACCAAAUCUAAUCAGUUGGGGCAUAUAUGAAUGUGAAAAGCUGGAGUCAUUUCCUGACCUUCAGCUAUCCAAUCUCACCAUGUUAAAACAUAUGGGUAUCAGCAGCUGUCCAAUGAUUGAUGCUUCCUUUCCUCGUGGGCUUUGGCCUCCCAAAUUGGUUAGCCUUGAAGUAGGGGGGUUGAAAAAGCCCAUCUCAGAAUGGGGCUAUCAGAAUUUCCCACCUUCCCUUGUUCACCUAGCGUUAUAUAAUGCACCUGGUGUGAGGAAUUUUAGUCAAUUGUCCCACCUUUUCCCUUCUUCUCUUACAUCUCUGGAGAUAAACAAAUUUGAUAAUCUGGAAUCACUUUCAUGGGGACUCCAACACCUCACAUCCCUUCAACAUCUCACCAUUUACAGCUGCCCAAAGUUGAACGAUCUACCAGAAUCGCUGUUACCUUCACUUUUGAGUUUGAAAAUAUAUGAAUGCCCAAAAUUGAAAGAAAGGUGUGAAGGAAGAGGCUCCCAUUACUGGCCCCUCAUCUCUCAUAUCCCCUGCAUCGAAAUCGAAAUUGAAGACUAAUUGAAAGAAAGUCGCUGAAAACAGAUUUCCUAUCGUGAAUACCUAAUCACCAGAGGUAAAACGACAUCGUACCGCCAUCUUCACACAUCAUAUCGGAUUUAUAAAGCCAUCACAGCCGAUGACUUCGUCGACGGCUGUCAUUUUUCCGUCAGUCACAGACGUUGAAGAAUUUGCAAAUAGUACGAGUGAAGAAAGCCUAGAAACGAUACAGUAUCUUCAUGCAAAUUUUAACUCAACUAUCGAGACUCGUAUCAUGCAGUUCCAAUGGAUGGAAUAUUUAGGUGGAAGGUAACAAAUGAUGCUUAAUCUUUACGUUGAUGGUGAUAUGGAGUUGAUCCAUGAUUUACCAGACUCGUAUUUGGAGCAACUAGACACACAGAAGUGAGCUAGAAAAUGGUUUAAAACU
Molecule: messenger RNA, 4388 nt
Organism: Helianthus annuus (common sunflower)
Lineage: Eukaryota; Viridiplantae; Streptophyta; Magnoliopsida; Asterales; Asteraceae
Product: putative disease resistance RPP13-like protein 1
Exons: 5
Coding region: 41-3982 (1313 amino acids)
Biological process (GO): defense response to other organism
Molecular function (GO): ADP binding
Source: RefSeq, a predicted model, not a curated record